UCACAUCAGUUCCCAUUGACCAUCCUUGGAGAUCUGUGCGCCAGCGCAGUUCUAGUACGCAUUUUCCAGUGAUUUCAACGCAUAUCUUUGCGUAAAAAUGGUUGAGGUUGUAAAAACUGGUCCCUUCAAUAGGAAACCUAUGGAUAAAAGAUUUGUAAAACAGGCUGUAGGGUUUAACCGAGCUCCUGACUAUUGGACUCCAAUGGACCUUCAGAACAAUGAAUGCAAGAUUAUGGAGGUUAAGAAGUAUUCCGCUCAUUACUUUGACAUAGAUGCUAGGUUUCGCAGACCCGGUUUAGAACUGAUCAGUGCUUAUGUUGUACAGAAUCCGUUCCUCUGGGGUCAGUACAUGCUUCGCAGAGAGCAGAUGAAGAUGCAAUUGAAAGAUGCGAAGAAGAUUCCAAAGGAGAAAGAACUUUUUUACGCAACAGAUUUUACAAGGUUCGAACAGAUAUUGAGACUUAAUUUUGAUCCAAGGCUUGAACCUGAUACAGUGAGAGGAGUUGGAUUUUUUACUGAAGCUUUGGCUGCAAACCAAAGCUUUGGAGAUACGAAGAACGUAAAGCUGAUGUUCAUGACUAAGGUACUUAUAGGAACCUGCCUACUAAGUGCUGAGGAUGGAGCAACUGCAACUUCGGAGCAAAUUCACCUCUCAAGUAAAACUGAGCUCCCAAUCGAUACUUUGAGGCACCCAAAAACUAACCUAUUUUAUAAGUAUAACAUGAGCGAAGUGUACCCAGACAUACUUCUAGUUUACAGGGAUAAACAGAUACCUCUGGAUACUAGGUCCUGCAAACUAAAAGUCAAGUUUGUCAAGAAAGGGUUGAGGUCAGGAACUCGGUACAACCCGGACGAGGUCAAACCGCAGAAUGAAGGAGAUGAUCAGGAACAGUCUCAAGUACAGAUUGUAUUGGGUGUACAUGGAGUAGAAGAUAUUGCUCUGCUAUCUGAAGAGGAAGCGCAAGCAAUAUCAAAAAGAGCUAAGCUGGCUCCAGAGAAAGGAGGAGCAAGAAGGAAAAUAUCGGAGUUCUUCAGGAAAACUUCCAUUGACAGAAAGGUAUCCAGGGUUUCUGCAACUAUUAAUAGAAAGAUCAGUGCUACCCUCAACUAACCUUGCCAACGUUAAGAGUCGAAAAUAAAACAUUUAAAUCAGAUUGAAGAAGUACGUUAUAGUAAAAUCAUUAAAGAUUUUUAUAUUUUUAUUGAAGUUGUCACAUUCUUUCUUUUUAUUAAAAAUGUGGCUAAAGAUUUAAAUGU
Messenger RNA from Eurytemora carolleeae, 1257 nucleotides. RefSeq names its product probable poly [ADP-ribose] polymerase DDB_G0278045. Lineage: Eukaryota; Metazoa; Arthropoda; Copepoda; Calanoida; Temoridae. The record is from RefSeq and is a predicted model, not a curated record. The transcript has 18 exons. The coding region runs from base 98 to 1111 and encodes 337 amino acids. Gene Ontology annotation, molecular function: NAD+ poly-ADP-ribosyltransferase activity.